This is a messenger RNA of Bombina bombina (fire-bellied toad), 915 nucleotides long. RefSeq names its product guanylate cyclase activator 1B (gene GUCA1B). Gene Ontology annotation, cellular component: cone photoreceptor outer segment; photoreceptor inner segment. Gene Ontology annotation, biological process: visual perception. Bases 269 to 862 code for a protein of 197 amino acids. The transcript is spliced from 6 exons. The record is from RefSeq and is a predicted model, not a curated record. NCBI's taxonomy places the organism in Eukaryota, Metazoa, Chordata, Amphibia, Anura, Bombinatoridae. Gene Ontology annotation, molecular function: calcium sensitive guanylate cyclase activator activity; calcium ion binding.
GUUUGUCUGACACUGCAGAUACAGUUUGAAGAAAAUAAAUAUUACAAAAUGGCAAAGAAUGAAAAAGUGUGGAUCGUGGACUAUUUACACAUGAGACACUUCCAUUGUUUUAGAAGCUUAGACAUAACCUUCCAAAGAAGCUAAGGCGGAGGUUGAAUUUUGAGAGACACAUUUCAAACUGUUUUGAAGAACAGAGAAACUGACAAAAACGAGAAGAAGAUAAUAACGCUUGUGAUUGAAUACAAUUUCGGUAGAUGAUUUUCUGAAGAUGGGACAACACCUGAGUGAUGAAUCUAGUAAAGUAGAAAUUGAUGUGGCUGAACUGCAGGAAUGGUACAAGAAGUUUGUUGUGGAAUGCCCAAGCGGAACCCUUUUCAUGCAUGAAUUUAAGAGAUUUUUUGGAGUUACAGAUAACCAGGAAGCAGCUGAUUAUGUUGAACACAUGUUUAGAGCCUUCGAUAAAAAUGGGGACAACACUAUAGAUUUCCUGGAAUACGUCGCUGCUCUUAACCUUGUCUUAAGGGGAAAACUAGAACAUAAAUUAAAAUGGACGUUUAAAGUCUAUGAUCGGGAUGGAAAUGGCUGUAUAGACAAGACAGAACUUCUGGAAAUUGUGGAGUCCAUUUACAAUCUUAAGAAAGUGUGUCGUCAAGGUCAGGAUGAUCGAUCUCCCUUACUAUCCCCAGAGGAAGUAGUAGACAGAAUAUUUCAACUGGUGGAUGAGAAUGGAGAUGGCCAGUUAUCCCUAGAUGAAUUUAUUGAUGGCGCUCGCAAAGACACAUGGGUGAUGAAGAUGCUUCAGAUGGAUGUGAGCCCUGGAAGCUGGAUUAAUGAGCAAAGAAGAAAGAGUGCUUUGUUUUAAUGCAGGUUGACCUGAAAUUUGUCUACUUUCAGAAGAUGUGCAACAAAGGUGUC